This is a messenger RNA of Hermetia illucens (black soldier fly), 4956 nucleotides long. RefSeq names its product E3 ubiquitin-protein ligase arkadia-C. Lineage: Eukaryota; Metazoa; Arthropoda; Insecta; Diptera; Stratiomyidae. The coding region runs from base 793 to 3741 and encodes 982 amino acids. The record is from RefSeq and is a predicted model, not a curated record. The transcript is spliced from 8 exons.
GUUCUGCAUCGAACGCACCCGCGGUCGCGGACAUCAACCAGCCAGCCGUCGAUUGUCGUCGUCGUACUUUUCUUGUUAUUUAUUCCUUUAUUUCGUUCUAUCGCGAGUUUUCCUGUAAUUUUUCGUACAAUUCAUUCGAAACGGACGUUCAGGGUUUCACGACGGCAAUCUGGAAAUUACAAUUCAUGCGUUUGAACGUUGAAAUCGCGUUUCGAAAUUAACUUUUUCAUCCGGAAAAUCGCGUCGCCACAAACUGCGAAUGUUGUGCAUUAUUUUUUUUUUCACCGUUCUAAUGUCAGUGGGAGGAAAAGAGGAAACUGCAUCGGAAAGGAAGCAAAAGUUUCCUGUAAAUUAGUGCCGUUCGUUGUGCAGUUUUUCGUGAGUGUGGUACAUGGACGUCUCGUUUUCGGAUUGUCUGCUGUUUUCAGAAUUUGUGUGCUUUAUGUAAAGUGUGGCAGCAAAAAUAUUUCUGUACUCACGGGAAUACUCCGUGAUUUCGUGUCUAAGCGGUUCGUAGGAGUUCGACACCGGCCAGUUUUUUCACGGGGAUUGUGUGAGAAAUGGAGGUGCCGUUGUGAUUUUUUCCGCCUUGCAAAUGGUUUGUUCCGAUGAAAACAGCUGACGACCUCAAGAAUUAGUGCAGGACAAACCGGGCUGGAACGACGAGGAAAAGCGGUGGUUAGGAAUUGCUGUCACUGGAUAUGAAGAACGAUCGUAUUGUGAAGUGCUAUAAAAUCGAAGUGAAAUAGUGUUGUAUUCGUGAAUAAAUGUAUUUUCUCCUGCGAGGCUACUAUGGAAAAUGAACAGCAAAUGGAAAGGGAUCUGCAAGGAUCAUCAUUACGGGAAAUAUUCGAUACUGCAUUCCAAGCGGUACGUGAUGAUGAACCAGAAGUAAAUACGGAUGCGACUAUGUACGGUUUAUUUGGGUUUGAGCCAGUACCCCCGCCGCCGAUAGAAAUUGAAUAUACAACAAGUGACUGGGAUAGCUACAUGCCUAGCAUACAAAUCGAGUCAACACUACCUAUGGAUUCUCCUUCACCGCCGACAAUGAUGAAUGGAAUGAUGCAACCUGCGCUGCCAUGUCACUUGCCAUAUCCACCACAUCCCAAUGAAUCUUUAAUGCCUGAGUACGAUUCCUCAGGUCAUCGGAUUGACACGCAUCCGCCUCAACAUAAAAGAAUUGUAGGCGCGCGAUAUAGUACAAAUCCUUCGUCGGCGUCAAACUGUUCCGUCAUGAUGGAUGGGAAAAAUUGUUUAGAUCAUCCACCACCAACGACGAGUGAUAUGAACAGGGGUGAACCAGGCAACAACAAUGGCAUUUGUCAAAAUGCUUCUAGUCUUAUGGGCUCUGUACGUGUACGUAUGGCUCAUUGCCGCCCAUACACGAAUUCUCCGACGAAUGAGAGGUCAGAAGAUGGUCCUGUGCAAUCAUCGGACUCCUCGCCUAGCACACAAUCAGUGCAGAAGUGUGAAACCUCAAACGCUAUGCCAAAUGGAGAUGAUGACAGUAAAAGUGACAAUCAUUCCUUUAUAAACGUUGUAGACAUGGAUGCAGAAGAUUCGCCAAAAAAAUUGAAUACCGCGAAUAGUGUAAACUGCGAUAAUAAUUCCGAUUCAAAAUGUCCUAAAUUAGCUUCCAACUAUAUGCAACAAGUUAGUUCUAGCAGUUCGAAAAGUAGCGACAAUAAUACUCGUAUCAAUGCACCAAGCAUAUCCGAACCCGUUGCUGGUCCAAGUGGUUUAAAUCGUUUUCGUACCCUAUCUCCUAAAGAAAAGACUUCUCCGAAAAACAGUAAGAAAUUUCGUACAAAUCCGGAUAGAAGUUUUCUAUUGGACAGUGAUACGGACUCAGAUGGUGAUGAUAGUCCGACGAUAAUGGAUAUGCAUACGGCAUUACGUCAUUCCUUUCAAAAUCACGAUAAAAAUGGCGAAAUUCCAAUGAAUUAUGCGCAAAGUGAAAAUUUUCCAAGGACUUCGACACCAAGUGUUUCUGCAGUUUCGGAUAUACAGCUUGAUUGGGUGACGCAGUCGGGUAACUCGCAGCCGGCAAGCUUAGAAAAACCUCCUACGCCAGACGUUUUAACAGCGCCUGAUCUACAGCUGGAUUGGGUAUCAGAUUCGAGUGGGGAGGAUGAUGAUAUUAUAUUUGUUAAUUCUUCUACGGAACCAAUAACAUCAAUUGAUUUAACAAAAGACGAUGAAUCCGAACGAGCUUCGUCAACUUCGACAACAUUAGCGCAGUACUCGCAAAAUCUUUCAAGCACAUCGUCGAAUGCUUCCCCCGGUGCCAAUUUCGUUCCGGUUGACCCUUACAUGCAACCGAAUAAUGCAAAUUGGUAUCCAAGUGUGAAUAUGGAGGGGGCCGAUGGGAUGUAUCGCCAUGCCGAAGUACCAGACGUUGUUGUGUCAGAGCCACAAGCAACAACGAAUGAAUUUUACUGUCCCGACAUACGGAAUCAUCCGCAUUAUGUAAAUCAAAGUGCGCAACCGACUGCACAAGUUAAUAUGCAACCGCAAGUGACUAUUCAUCAGCCACCGCCUUUGCAUUAUGCAUCGUCUCAUAAUCAACAUCCGCUCCCUCAACAUCACCAUCCACAUCAAAGUCAACAUCAACAUCAGCAUCAAUUCGUGCCGCAAUUAUACCAACAUCAUAAUCCUAUUGUUCCACAAGAAAAUCCCAUGCAAAACAAUUGCGGAAAUUCGCCACAACAAAUGCCAUCAGCUGAAGUGGAUCCCAACUAUAGGGAUGCAUUUGCAUCAGGAGCUUCGCAGUUCAGAUAUUGGAACGAGAAUGCGAAUUCUCAAACACAGUCCAGUGAAGAUUUCUCGGCGUACAAUCCGAACACAUCUCCACCAGCUGCACAUUCCGCAGACAAUCCAUCACUUCCACCGAAUGGGUACGGGCGAAAUCAUGUGCUACAUCGGCGUGUUUGGAAUGAACCAAAUCAAACGUUUUAUCCGUCCCAUCAUGUUCGACCGCCUUACGCUGUACAUGAAAAUCUGUGGUAUCGUCAGCAAAAUCAACAAGAAAUUCAUCGACGUCACAUGACACCAAUGGAUCUUUCAUCGUCUGGUCGUAAUGUUAGCAACUAUCGUAAUAUGUCGUCAAUGUGUGGAUUUUGCUCAGCGCAUUGUCGCUAUCGUCGGUAUUCAUGCGGUUUGCGGGGUGUCGACUCGAUCUACAUGCCGAUGCUGAGCCUUUCGAGCACGUUAAUGGAACCACCACACAAUCAUCCCGUGACCACUUCGCGAAUGACCAGCAAUGCCCAAGCGGGUGGCAGUCACCAACAUGUCCAUCAUCAUAUGAUCCACCACUAUCCGCAGGCUCAUUCAAAUUGCCCGCCGCAGGUACAUUUGAGCAUCGGACUGCGAUCAGGCAAUGAAUACCCGCAUCCUUUGAACUUAAUGUCACGGAUGUCAAGGUUGAAUCAUCACCAUCAGAUAUUCAUUGGUUCGGCGUUGAGACAGUCGCGCGGGGCCACUUUGGAGGUCAUCGAGCGCAACACUCUACCGCACAAAUAUAAACGGUUGCGUCGGCCAAGCGAAAGUGAUGAAGAUGCUGAGAAAUGUGCAAUUUGUCUUUCUCCGUUUGAGAUAGAGAACGACGUGAGACGACUGCCCUGCAUGCAUCUUUUCCAUAUGGACUGCGUCGACCAAUGGCUGGUUACAAACAAGCACUGCCCGAUAUGUCGUGUCGAUAUUGAAACGCAUCUAACCAAAGACUCCAUAACAUCCUUAUGACAUUGUUUAAGUGGUAAUAUCAUUAUUGAGUAGACUCUUCCUUUCUUCUCAGUACUGAGACGGGAAAGAGGGAGGACAUGCAAGACAAAAAUUAAAAUAAAAGUGAAUCCUAUCUAACAUUGUAAAAUAUAACUUAUCCGUAGACAGUAAGGUAUGUCGUACAGUUAAACGUAAUCGUCUAUAAUUAACAUAACUUAUCGCGAGAGUAACUGACGAGCAGAAAUCUCAUAAAGAUUCUCCUGAAUAGAAAAGACAAUAGGGAAUUGUUUUCGUUACAAAGUUUUUUGUAUAUUGAGAUAGCGCUGGCUACGUUUAUUUUGUACAUUGCAACUUUACAUUUCGCACGAGAAAUAACCCGCGAAUAGCCGCAAUCUUAGUGUAAGCAAUCAUUGGAUCAACUGGCAAUAUAGCUAAUAGCUACUACCCUCGGCAAAUAAACUGCAACAAUAAAAGCGACGGGUCUUUUAACAAAAUAGCCUACUAGAUCUCAUUCAAUUUUUUAGUCUAUUGAUUGCUGGACUUCUUCCCAUUGUAAAUUGAAUUUUCGGUGUAUAAGUUAAACGGGGUCGAAAAGUGUAUGUAGUUGAUUAUUUGUGUUUAGUCGUAUUGUAAUGGAAGGGCGAAUGCAAUCUAUUUAUGUCUGAACUCCAUCAAGAAACCAUUAUCCCUGAUGCAGAGCCGAAUUGGUUUUGGCAACCGGGGCAAUAGGACUUUGGUGGAGCAACUUUUUUGAGGCCAAUUACUGCAUUCGCCUUCAUACUUUGGCAUUGUACACCCUUAACAUCAAAAGAAAUAUAUUUUUUGUUAACACGCAUCAAUUUAUAUCUAUGAUAGUAAUUGAAUGAUCCGUAACUAAAAAAAAAUAUUUUUCCAAAAGAAAAUUGUGUUUUAGUUUGAAUUUGGAAUUUAGUGACUUUGGAAAGGAACUGAAUUUAUCUCCCAUGUCUCAAUAAAUUUUCGACUGCCGCCACGUUCACACUUUGUAUAAUCCACCAAUUAAUUGGUUAACAGCAAAAGAAUUGCAUCAGCAAACUACUGACUCUUCCAAAUAUUUACUCUAGAUAAAGUAAAAAAAAACCUCAGAACAUAAAAGUAACAUUUUUUAAGAAAGUGAGAUCAAUACGUGCAAACUACUGCAUAACAUAAAGCGAACGUAUCUCGUAUAAGCCGACAAAAGACUGCCAUUUCAAUGCGACGGUUGUGAUGUAACGAUAA